Messenger RNA from Aspergillus costaricaensis CBS 115574, 567 nucleotides. RefSeq lists its product as uncharacterized. The record is from RefSeq and is a predicted model, not a curated record. The transcript has 4 exons. Bases 1 to 567 code for a protein of 188 amino acids. Lineage: Eukaryota; Fungi; Ascomycota; Eurotiomycetes; Eurotiales; Aspergillaceae.
AUGCAGAUCCCUUACGGAGCGAUUAUCGCACUCUCCAUCCUUCUCUGCGUGUACCUCAACGACCGCUUCGAAAACAGGCAUUGCGUCUUCAUCGUGAUCUUCCUCCUCCUGAACAUUGCAGGAGCCUUCGGGCUACACUUCGUGCCACCGCAUGUCAAAGUCGGCCGCUUGAUUUGCUACAACUUGACCGGGCCAUACAAUGCUGCCUUCGUGCUGAUUCUCAGUAUGCAAAUCGCAAACACUGCCGAAGGCCGGUACAUUGAUGAAGAUGGCAUAGUGCAUCCGCCACGAUAUGAUACUGACACAUUCCGAUGUCUCUAUGGUGUUGAGCCAAAUAUAGCGGAGAUCAUCAACUACACUCCAACUAUUCAAGUUCUGGAGCAACACGCUACCGAAGCCUCCGACCGCCUUGAAGCUACUGAAGUAUUGAAAGCACGGUUUGACACGUUUCUACGUGCCUUGAAAGAAGCCGGUUACCCCGGAAACUACCUCAAUUUGAUGUCUCCCGAGUAUCAUCAGUUCAAGGAACGCAGAUCAGCAUACAGAGAAUACUGGAACGCGACCUAG